AUGGAGGCCGGUUUCAUACCGGUUAGUGCCGGCAGUGGCGGUAAUGCGUCGCAAGUUAAUUCCGUGGUGGCGCCACCGGCUAAUGUUAUUCGCGCGCCGGGCUUGAAGCGCGGGAAAAUGGAAGAAGCUAUAUCGGAUCGGUUUAUCAAGUACACAAGUCACUGCAACGCAUUCAAGAACGAAAACUAG
This is a messenger RNA of Spodoptera littoralis (African cotton leafworm), 189 nucleotides long. NCBI's taxonomy places the organism in Eukaryota, Metazoa, Arthropoda, Insecta, Lepidoptera, Noctuidae. The record is from the annotation of a GenBank genome assembly.